Soboliphyme baturini is the source of this 2534-nucleotide messenger RNA. The record is from the annotation of a GenBank genome assembly. NCBI's taxonomy places the organism in Eukaryota, Metazoa, Nematoda, Enoplea, Dioctophymatida, Soboliphymatidae.
AUGAUUUGCCCUUAUAAUCCGCGAUCAUUGUUGAUCGUCUGUGCAGAUUCGUGGAUGUUGUUCGAUCCGUCGGAUUUUACGCUGAUUUGCUCAGUUCCCUGCGAAAACAGCGAACAGUGGCUGGGAGGACAGUUCGCAGCCAUCGACAAGGUUUUUUGUUGGUGUUCUGAUGGAGUAUGCUACCUGCACCAGUUGCCGAGAAGGAAAUUAGAGCCCAACAAAGAGCUCAUGGAUCUGCAGGAGCCACUUUGUUACUGCGUCGUGCGAGUGUUGCCUGAAGAACUCCAAUUGAACGUCUUCGAACCCGUAUAUUUCUAUGCCCCAGGAACCUCACAGAGUGCAGAAAGCUUGCUUUUUCGUGCAGAUUCAGCAGGAAUGGUGUCGAUCUGGGCAUUGCCUGAAAUAACCGAUGAUAUUGUCGUGGCUGUUUUGCGCAAAAAAGCUCACCCCCUUCCGGAACUCUUUCCAGUGGCCUUGAUGAGCAUCUCCAAGCACUGGCGGAAAGUUUCAGUGGCUCCGUCGGGAAUCGCUGGUCGAUGGGUCUAUGCGCUCAAUUUAGAGGGUGAAUACGAUUCCUUCCUUGAGGGAGUGAAGUGUGCUCUGUAUGAAGUGCCGCCUACGGAGUCCUUCAUUCUAAUGGGCAAUUUCAAUUAUCAUGUCAUAGCAGACACUCAGAAACGGAAAGGAGUGAUGGGAAAGAAUGGUCUUAGCGAUUUGAAUAAUAAUGGCAUGAAUCUGUUUCGGCUUUGUGCAUACAACGGACUGUCUGUUAUGAGCACUUUCUUCGAGCAUCGAGGCGUGCAUCAUUAUUACUGUCAUAUGGAAGAUCAUGCAAAGAAGUCGAUGGUCGAUUUGAUAAUGGUGCAUGGCAAUCAACCGAUCAUCACCUUGUUGUUGGUAUGCUACACGGUUAAACUUGGAGUACUAUUCGACGACCUGACGGUAGAGGCUAUCAGAGCAUCAAAUGGGGCACAUUGUCUUCUGCUGCCAAAGGUUGCUCACUCGGUAUGCAGUAUUGCCGGCGAUGGCUCUGUGGCGUUGCUGAAUCUCAAGGAGCGUCGAUGCGUUUUGCUCGCCAGCAGGCACUAUUAUCCGGUGAAAAACAUCUACUGGAGAACUUCUGACGAUUAUUUGAUUGUGGAGUGCGAGGAUCGCUCGGCGUACGUGUGGCAGAUUGAAACAGGGCAUCUGGAUCGAGUAUUAACCGGUUUGAAUGCAGAGCUGGUUUUAGCCCCGCUGCAGCAGCAGAAGGACAUUCAAAAGACGAUUUCUUCAUCGUCGAUCUUGUCGCCCUCACGUUCGUCGUUAUUUCGUGUAAAAUACGGAUUUCCGCUUGAUUUUGUCACCGUCAAGACGAAAAGCAGCGACUUCACCGUUGUUUUGUUCAACAUUGAGUCGCUCAUUCUGUCCCUGUUAACCGGCGAAGAAGGUGUCAGACUCGUCACCGAUGCAGAAGACAGGAAAGAAGUUAUAUCAAGGCUGAGCGAAAACUUUAAGUUUUGCCUGCAGAUCUCAAGGUUGUUUUUGUCCUUGUUCUUUGGCUGGGGACUGAACCAAUCGCUGAGCAAAGACUUCUCGAUGGCAUUCGGUUUACGGCCUCCUGACAUGCCGGUAAGCCGUGGUUUCAUAUCGUUUGGUGGUCAGUGUGCUUUUGCGUUCCCUAUGGAGUCUGACGUUUCCGGAGAAUCAGCUCCGCCAAAGACACUGAUUGUGAACGAUGCUCUGGCUUCCAUUGCUAUAGUGCAGACGCUACUAUCGAUGAACCCCGUGUUGUUACUCCAGUUUAAAACACCUAGCAGAUUAUCGUUUAAAGACAGCAAGCUGCCGAAGGAGGUCGAAGAUGGCUCACUGAAGCCCAACGACUCCACCGAGGAGACCAAGCUGCAGGACGUGUUGAAACGAGUAAAGACUUUUCAUUAUGUGACAGUGCCGAUGUUGGUCGAUCAGAAUCGCUACAGCGCGGUGCGGCUUAUGUUGCUGGCUUGCCGAUGGAUGGAGCGAUGCCCUCAGUUGAGAGAGGCUUCGCAGCUGUUUCUCUCCUCUGAGUUGAAACGCAUUGGACCAAAUGGGCGAAAAAUUCUUAUCGACGACUGGGCUAUGCUCCUUCCGCUGGUCGUCAGUCCGGCAACCAGCAUUUUCGACACGCACGUUUUGAAUCCACCUGACGGGACAACGCGUGGGGUGUCAGCGGAAGAAACAGUUUCGAAGGAAACUUCUAACGGCAACGCGAAAGUUGUCAAUCUUGCUGCUGAAGAGAUCAGUAUUGAGUUAUUCGAAUCAACUGUCCAGCGACAGCAGUCGGCAGCAGUUGUUUUGCUCGCAUUGGUUGGUAGUCAGUACGGAAAAGAGAUGCAGUUCAGCUUGACCGCCUCCACCCAUAAGCUGAACACGGUGGAAUCGUUUUCGGCCAAAAACAGUUCCUUGGCGUGGACGACAGGUAAAAUGGUUUAUAUUUCGCACAGAACAACUACUCUCUUCUUAAAUACGGCUGAACAGACUGAUUCUGCUUUGGUACAGAGUAACGAUUUAUGAAC